Messenger RNA from Peronospora matthiolae, 948 nucleotides. The record is from the annotation of a GenBank genome assembly. Lineage: Eukaryota; Oomycota; Peronosporomycetes; Peronosporales; Peronosporaceae.
AUGACGAACCCGCAGCUGUUUACGUUCGUGACUGAACUGGCCCCCAACCCUGACGCCCUCGUCGCCACAUGUCGCAAGGUACUCCGUCGCUUCCAUUUGAGCGACGAUUCUGUGAUUCUACACUUGCCUUUUCUAUGCAGCAGUAGCAGUGCAGAGAACGUAUGCGCCACUCUCCCAGUAGAGCUCCUGGCAUUACAGAAGACGGCAUUGAUCGAGAUCCACAGUCCAGGAGCUCGGAAUGCGCUGAGUGGUAAGAUGAUGGCAGAGCUGGCGGACAUUGUGGACAUGUUGGAGAGCUCUGAAGUGCAAAGCAAGCUGAAUACAGUGGUGAUCCGGGGAACGAACGGCUGGUUCUGUGCCGGAGCAGACUUGAAAGUCGCCCAGCAAGAGCUGACGUCGCCGGAAGCUGGAGCUGCAAUGGGUCAGUUGAUGACGGACACGCUCAUGAGGUUCCGACGGCUGCCGCUCGUCAGCAUUGCGUGCAUUGAAGGUGGCGCGUACGGUGGAGGCGCUGAACUCGCGUGUGCGUGUGAUUUCCGCAUGCUUGAGACACAAGCAGUGAUCCAGUUUGUGCAGGCGCGCAUUGGCGUAUCGCCCGCGUGGGGUGGUGGCGUGUGGCUGUACAAACUCGUUGGACGCCAAGCUACGUUGAGAUUGUUGUGUACGGCUGAAAAGGUGUCGGCGCAACGCGCGCUGGAGCUCAGGCUUGUAGACUCUGUUUUCGAUGCGGCUCCAGAUGAAGCUGGUGCAUUCAUACGUACAUUCGUAAAGCCGUUUGACGUCUUCACACCAGCGGUUUCACACGGUGCGAAACGAGUCAUAAACAAUGUCGACGACGUGAGUUUGGAUGCAGCGCUUUCGCGCGAACACGACGUAUUCAAGUCUUUCUGGGGUGGUCCAGCCAACCUUGAAGCCCUACGCGGUGCUUUGAAGGGCAAGGAAACGUAA